AGUUUGCUUUGUUCAGAUCAAGAUAUUACUUCAUGUUUGCCUGUUUUUACUAAGUCUGCAUUUCUGGACUUGAAUAUCAAUCAUGUUGUCAGGGCAAUCAUAGCAUCAUUCACUCAUCUCCUGUUGAUCCCGACUAGGAGUUUAUGCUCCGAAGCAAGGAAUAGGAAGAGGUAGGGACACUGAGCUUUUGCUAUAUAAGAUUUGGAUGCUUCCCCGUCAAUCACGUUCAAUUCCUUCCAAGCAACUCAAUUUUAGCAUCCACACCACUUCAAAAGAUUUUAAUAAAAUAAAACUUGAUUCAAACCUUUAUAAACUUCAAAAUGAGCGACAAAUACAAGCCCACUGGUGGGUUGUUUUUUACCCUUCGAUGCCAUGCCAUGUUCUAACAUCUUUCUAGAGCACGAGGGUCUCAAGGAGGACGGUACUCCAGACAAGAGAGUUGGCACUGGAGAGUUUGCCUACGGCCAAGUUGAUCCACAUGUAGGCAUCCUUUACCUUUCUACUUAAUGAGUAUUAUACUCUACACGUUUCCGUCGCUAACCAUCUUCUCUAAUCGCAGGAGGCUGGAGCCAAAGGUGGACAUGCAACAGGAAGCCCUGAUACCGAUGAGAGCUACGAGAACGAGGGCGGCGGAGGCGGCAGCGGAGGCAGUAGCGGAGGCCGUAAGUUUUUCCCGUCUUCUAAUGCUCCAUAACCUACAUUCAUAUACAUUUGAUAAUAACAUCUCGGGCAGAAUUCGCACACGGAAAAGUCGACCCGCACGAGGCUGGCAAGAAGGGAGGAAGAUCUUCCAAUUCCGGAUCUUCUUAGAUCUCUUGAUCAUGAUGAUUUCUUUAAGACGAUCUGAUCAAUGGCGCUCGGCGAUAUGAAUGGUUGACUGUAAAACGAAAUACUUUCGCUCGUUACCAGUCCUGGGCUGAUGAAUAAUUUGGUUGGUUGAUGAAUUCUUCGAAAAGCAAUCAUUAGCAAUUAAUAUGAUUCUUCUUUUUGUGUUUUGAUACUUAAAAUUGUUGUGUUGUGAUGUUGUGUGCGGUGUUUAAUUCAGUUUAAUUUAUUAUCGUGUGUGAAUGGUUGCC
Sclerotinia trifoliorum is the source of this 1076-nucleotide messenger RNA. The record is from the annotation of a GenBank genome assembly. NCBI's taxonomy places the organism in Eukaryota, Fungi, Ascomycota, Leotiomycetes, Helotiales, Sclerotiniaceae.